Molecule: messenger RNA, 1729 nt
Organism: Malania oleifera
Lineage: Eukaryota; Viridiplantae; Streptophyta; Magnoliopsida; Santalales; Ximeniaceae
Exons: 1
Coding region: 178-1404 (408 amino acids)
Biological process (GO): phosphatidylinositol phosphate biosynthetic process; protein localization to plasma membrane
Cellular component (GO): plasma membrane
Source: RefSeq, a predicted model, not a curated record
UCAGAUAUUAGAGAUUAUAGAUUAUAGCAAAAAAAUUAGGAGACGCGCCCGGUCUAUAGCCUCUCUCCUCGGCGUUCUCGGAUUUCUCACCUGUUACAACUCCGUCUGCCCUUCCGACAUCGUUCCUACUUCCUACGUCGAACACAUUGAAGGAACGCCACCGCCGCCGUUCCUGCCAUGGACUUCCACAUGAACCACGGUCAAUCAUCCCCCUCUUCUUCAUCCGCCGCCUCCGACCCCAACCCUAACCCCUCCUCCGGCAAUCACAACGACCCGAUGCAUUCCUGGUGGGAAUCCAUCUCCAAGGCCCGCUCUCGCAUCCUCUCUCUCUCCUCCGUGCUCCCUCCGUCGUCUUCACUUUCUGUCUCUUCCCUCGCUGACUCCGACCGUCCCGCCCGCUCCCUCCUGGCUUCCUCCGCUGCUUAUGAUGCCCUUUCCGAUGUCUUGUCCUCCCCCAACUCCGGCUCUGGUUCCGAUCCCCUCUGCCAUUGGCUCUACGAUACCUUCCACUUCUCCGAUCCCGACCUCCGCCUUGUCUCCCUCUCCCUUGUUCCCCUCCUCGCCGGCCUUUACCUCUCCCGCGUCGUCUCCGAUUCCUCCCCAUCCCUCGCCGGAUUCGAGGCCGUCCUCCUCGCCCUCUACGCCUCCGAGACCAAAGCUCGCGCCGGCAAGCCCAUCCACAUCUCCAUUCCUGAUCUUUCACAGCCUUCCCUCUAUCACACUCCUCGGACCAAACCAGCUCCCGGUGCCGCUCCUGCCCCCGUCCCCUCCCCCCAGUCCAGGUCGUCUGUAGGGGUUGUUUCGGCCCCGCUCGAGCCACAGAUGGCCGUGAAAUCGACUAAAAGAGCUUGCAUUGUUGGAGUGGCGCUGGAUUGUUUUUAUAAGCAGAUCUCUCAAAUGCCUAGUUGGUCUAAACUGGAGCUAUGCCAAUUUGCCGCGGCGUGGGCUGGGCAGAAUUGCCCUUGCAAGGGUGAAUUCGAUGAGUAUGAAAUGGACGGGUUUUCCAUGGUCAGAGAUAUAACAGUGGGAGGUGAUGAGAUUGAAACCAUGGUUCAAGAAAUUCAGAACUUGGAGAUUGGAGAAGACAACACGAAUUUGGGAUCUAAAGGUUCAAGAAUUCCGCUUCCUUGGGAGCUUUUGCAGCCGAUAUUGAGAAUUCUUGGGCAUUGUUUGUUGGCUCCUUUGAAUUCACAAGAUGUUAUGGAUGCUGCAUCCGUUGCGGUAAGAUGUUUGUAUGCUAGGGCUUCUCAUGAUUUGGUGCCACAGGCAAUCUUGGCAACAAGGAGUCUAAUUCAACUAGACAAGAGAGCGCGCUCAGCUGCAAAGGCUGCAGCGACAAAUGCCUCUAAUGCUAACACACCAAGCAAAGCUAAGAAACCUGAAAUUCUUUUGGUUUCAAAAUAACUGGUGGACGCAAUGCAGGUAAAGGAUGACGUGUUGUAUAGUGAAUUUGUGGUAGCGCCAUGGCAUUGAUGUUUAACUAAAGAAGGAUUGUUUGAAAUUUGAUCUUGUUUUGUAUUUGUAUGUGAAAAUUUGUGCAGGCGGCACUUGAUCAUUUGAAUCAAUGUGUGUAUUUAUUGUUUGAUAGAUCUAGAAAGCAUGUGCCUUUUUCAGUUAGGAGUUGUUUAUGGAUGUGCCUUACGGGGGAUUUGUUAUUGUUUUAUUGUGUGUGUAAAUAACUUGGUGUUUCUUGGAUUCAUGGCGGUUGGUUAAAGGUCAUUGCUUUUAA